Messenger RNA from Cinara cedri, 2051 nucleotides. The record is from the annotation of a GenBank genome assembly. NCBI's taxonomy places the organism in Eukaryota, Metazoa, Arthropoda, Insecta, Hemiptera, Aphididae.
AUGCAAAAACAUAAGUUAGCUACAAUAUCAUCGGUCCAAUCUGGUAAAGUUUCCAACUAUUUUUCUGCUUUGGUUCCUACUGAAAAUAACUUUUUGUUAGCCGCCCGUGAAGCUACUUUUGUGUAUUAUACAGUAAUUCAUAAUCACAGUUUUCGUUCUAUGUCUUGUACAUCGGAAUUGAUUCGUCAAUGUUUAAACGACAAAAAAUUCACGUGUGCAAAAACAAAAAUCAGGGAAAUAGUUGUCAAUGUUAUUUGCCCGUACAUAGUUGAUAAUACUUUAAAAGAACUAUCUUUUGCGAAUUAUGUAUCUGUUUUAGUUGACGGUUCCAACCACAAAGCAAUUAAACUAGUACCUGUUGUAGUUCGUUAUUUUUUGCCUCAUGUUGGCGUAAAAAACAAAAUACUAGAGUUCUCAAAUUUACCCGGUGAAACGUCUGAUNUCUUUUGCGAAUUAUGUAUCUGUUUUAGUUGACGGUUCCAACCACAAAGCAAUUAAACUAGUACCUGUUGUAGUCCGUUAUUUUUUACUUCAUGUUGGUGUAAAAAACAAAAUACUAGGGUUCUCAAAUUUACCCGGUGAAACAUCUGAUUUAAUUAAUUCUAAAAUUAUUGACGUUCUUACUAAAUUCGGAUUAAAACGAAAAAUUGUUGCACUGUCAGCUGAUAAUAAAAACACUAAUUUUGGUGGAUUAAAUAGAAAAGGAAAAGAUAACAUGCACCCAAAACUUCAGACAGAAUUAAAAAAAGAUAUACUUGGAUUAGGUUGCAACGCUCAUAUCUUACAUAACGCUGUACAGAUCGCGUCAGAUAAUUNCACUAUCGGCUGAUACUACAAACACUAAUUUUGGUGGAUUAAAUAGAAAAGGAAAAGAUAACGUGCACACAAAACUUCAGAUAGAAUUAAAAAAAGAUAUACUUGGAUAAGGUUGCAACGCUCAUAUCUUACAUAACGCUGUACAGAUCGCGUCAGAUAAUUUACCUAUUGACGCUGAAGCUAUUACAGUUAAACUUUUUGGAUAUUUCCACAUUUAUGCGAUGCGGGUAGAAAAAUUAAAAGAAUUUUGCGAUUUUGCUAAUAUCCAAUACCGUGAUAUUUUAUCACAUGCCAAAACUAGAUGGCUAUCGCUGUCUCCUGCAAUUGACAGAAUUAUUUUAAUGUUUGAUGGCUUAAAGUCGUAUUUUCUUUCACAAGAUUCGAGUCCUAAGAUAUUGGUUGACUUUUUUCAAAACGUCAUUGCUCUAUUAUGUAUUAAAUUUAUACAAAGUAUGCUUAAACUGUUCAAUAACUAUAUUCAAAAAAUUGAAGGGGAAAAAAUGUCGGCAUUUGAAUUAAUUGAAAUAUUAAACAGUUUAUUAAAUAACUUAAAAAACAGAAAGAAUGAACAUUUUAUUAAUACUGAAAUGGAGAUAAUAAUUGAUUCUAUUGAAGAAGAGAGUUAUUUAGUUAAAAAAGAAUUUGAUAUAAAUUGUCAAAAGUUUUACGAUUUAUGUAUAUCAUAUAUUCAAAAGUGGACAUUACCUAACCAGGCACUGAUGGUUGAAUUAAAUUGGUUGAACUUAACAAACAAAAAUACAGUGACAUGGAAUAAUGCUAAAAAUACAAUAAAGAUGAUAUCAAAAUAUGUUAAAGUUAAUGAAGAUGAAUACUUUGAUGAGUUUAUGGCUUUUAUAAACAUUUUUCAAGACAAAUUUAAUGACUGGACAAAAAAUGUUAUUUCAGUAGAACAAAAAUGGGUACAAAUAUUUAAUAUAUUUAAAGAAAAAGAUGUAAAUGUAUCAAAUCUUGCAAUGGUUGUAGAGUUUGCAUUUUGUUUACCUGGGUCAAACGCGUCAAUAGAGCGAGUAUUUUCUUUAAUGACAACUACUUGGACUGAAGUUCGAAAUCAAAUGGAUACUAAAACAAUAGAAUGUUGUCUGAUAACAAAAACAUAUGGCUUGAGUUGCAUUGAAUUUUACAAUGAAAUAAUAAAAAAUCCUACAUUUCUGAAGAAAAUACACAGCACUGAAAAAUAUAAGGUCUCCUUGGACGACAAAAAUAAAGAAAAAUAA